Messenger RNA from Choloepus didactylus (southern two-toed sloth), 11198 nucleotides. It is a transcript of the gene FHIP1A, whose product is annotated as family with sequence similarity 160 member A1. The record is from RefSeq and is a predicted model, not a curated record. The coding region runs from base 917 to 4063 and encodes 1048 amino acids. The transcript has 14 exons. Lineage: Eukaryota; Metazoa; Chordata; Mammalia; Pilosa; Megalonychidae.
CUGAGGCCCCGCCUCCUUCACCUUGGAAACCAGAGCCCGGGUGGGGCGCGCGGCGUACGUGGGCACCCGGCGCUCCCCGCGUACCUGGCGGCCGCGAGCCCCCGGCGGCGGGGGCGGGGUCGGCGGCGAGUUCCCUCCGCCGACCCGGCAGGUUGGUCCCCGCCCCGCCCCGGCUCGGCUCCACCCGCGCUCCCAAGGGCGAGGUGGGGGGGACGGGCCCGCGACCGGCGCGUCCCAGCCACUCACCCGCUUGACGCACCGUCCGAAAGUUGCUCUGGGACCAUUUUCCGUCGCCAACUUUCUUUCGCGGGCCCCCCUGUUGAUCUUGAGGAGGGCCCAGAGGACCCCGGCCGAGACCUACGAGCGGCUGCCGGCCCGAGCGCGGAGCGGUUUGUCCCGGACUGAGCGAGGAACCGGGUCUCCCCCCCUCCCCCUGUCCCCCUGUCCCCCUGUUCCUCGUGGUGCGCAGCGCGGGUGGCUGCCCCAGGACCUGCGUCCCUGGGACCCCGGCCCAGAGUUUCUGGACUGUCCGAGGAACUUGUCGGACGAGUCCUGGAACGCCCAGGGAGGAGGAGCCGCGGCCGCCGACAGAUUUCGGAAGUUGUCUUUUGCAAUGCCACUUGUUGCAGAAAUUUUUUCCGCUCCUCUGAUAGAGUGAAGUGAAAAAAUACAACCGUGCAGCAGACUACUGAAGAGAGCAAUCUCAGCAGAUACAAGGAUUUCUGCAGUUGUUCCAUCCCGCAAAGCUGUACGCUAACAAAAUCGAGCAGUUGACUAAGACUAGUCUAGAACCAACAGGGCUGGGUUUCUGAAGGUGACAGUGAAAUUCGAAGAAGUUUCUAAUGUGAUACUUGAAAGUUAGCAACUGCUUACCAAAUUUUCCUGAAAAUUAAAUAUGACUUAGAAGCAUUGAUUUAUGCAAUUUAUGAUGUCAUCGGUUGCCCCAGAAAGUAAAGUCCAGCAGGCUGUGAGUCUGCAGGGAGUUGAUCCAGAAACAUGCAUGAUUGUAUUUAAAAACCAUUGGGCACAGGUGGUGAAAAUCUUAGAGAAGCAUGACCCUUUGAAGAACACCCAGGCAAAAUAUGGUUCCAUCCCUCCAGAUGAGGCCAGUGCUGUGCAGAAUUAUGUAGAACACAUGCUCUUUUUGCUGAUUGAAGAACAAGCCAAGGAUGCUGCAAUGGGGCCAAUUCUGGAAUUUGUGGUCUCUGAGAACAUCAUGGAGAAACUCUUCCUUUGGAGCUUGAGGCGGGAAUUUACUGACGAGACUAAAAUCGAGCAACUAAAGAUGUAUGAGAUGUUGGUCACCCAAUCACACCAGCCUCUACUGCACCACAAGCCCAUCCUGAAGCCCUUGAUGAUGUUGCUGAGCUCUUGUUCUGGAACAGCCACCCCUGUUGUGGAGGGGAAGCUAGUUGUUCUGCUCAAUCAACUCUGUUCCAUCCUUGCCAAAGAUCCUUCCAUUCUAGAACUCUUCUUCCACACUAGUGAGGACCAAGGGGCCGCCAACUUUCUCAUCUUCUCUCUUCUGAUUCCCUUCAUUCACCGGGAGGGGACAGUAGGCCAGCAGGCCCGGGAUGCUUUGCUUUUUAUCAUGUCUCUCUCUGCUGAGAAUUGCAUGGUGGCUCAUCACAUUGUGGAGAACACCUACUUCUGCCCAGUACUUGCAACUGGGCUCAGUGGUCUCUACUCUUCCCUGCCUACAAAGCUAGAAGAGAAAGGCGAGGAAUGGCACUGUAUUCUGAAAGACGACUGGCUCCUGCUCCCUUCUCUCGUACAGUUCAUGAAUUCUCUGGAGUUUUGCAAUGCAGUUAUACAGGUGGCUCACCCCUUGAUUCGCAGUCAGCUUGUCAAUUACAUUUACAAUGGAUUCUUGGUACCUGUCUUGGCUCCUGCUCUCCAUAAGGUAACUGUGGAGGAAGUCAUGACCACAACUGCGUAUUUGGACCUUUUCCUGCGUAGCAUCUCCGAGCCAGCACUGCUUGAGAUCUUCCUCCGUUUUAUCCUAUUGCACCAGCAUGAGAACGUCCACAUCUUGGAUACUCUCACGAGCCGAAUCAACACCCCUUUUCGGCUUUGUGUGGUGUCCCUGGCAUUAUUCAGAACUCUCAUUGGUUUACAUUGUGAAGAUGUGAUGCUACAACUAGUUCUAAGGUAUUUGAUCCCCUGCAAUCACAUGAUGCUGAGUCAAAGGUGGGCUGUGAAGGAGAGAGACUGUUACUCUGUUUCUGCAGCCAAGCUGCUCGCCCUGACCCCCAUCUGCUGCUCCAGUGGGAUCACUCUGACGCUUGGGAACCAAGAGAGAGAUUAUAUUCUCUGGUCAAAGUGUACACUUGAUAGUUCAGGGCCCGUGGAGCAGCUGCUCCCCGAGGUGUUCUCUCCUUCGGCCUGCAUUGUGGAGUGUGGGAAGGCCCUGGACAUCAGCUACCUGCAAUACCUCUGGGAGGCCCACACCAACAUCCUCUGCUGCAUGAGGGACUGCCACGUCUGGUCUGCCCUGUACGAUGGAGAGUCCCCGGACCCUGGGACAUUUCUCCAGAGUCUGACAGAGGAGAGCAGUAUGAACUCAACUUACCCUGUGCUCAGGCUCCAGCAGCAGUUCCCAAAUAAGAUGGGCUCUCAGCUGGCUCCAAAAAAUGAGAAGAGUCAGACAGAGUUGGAAUGGGAUGACAGCUAUGACACUGGGAUCUCCUCAGGGGCUGACGUGAACUCCCCUGAGCCUUAUGAGGAUCUGGAGAAUUCAGGCCCCCCAGUGCCAAUGGAACCCCCCAAACACAUCCAAGAGAUGAAGAAGAAUGCCAUCCUGCUUUUCAAAGGCUCCUACAUCGAAGAGUCAGACUUUCAGGAUGACGUGAUGGUUUACAGGUUGUGUGCUGAGAAGGACUCUGAGGACACUAGAAAUUCACAGGAGGAAUCCCCAAGGUCAGCAACUGAAGCCCAGACCGAGGUUCAGAGGCCCCCCAUGAACAAUGGCCCCCUUCCCAGGCCUCAGCCAGAAACAGAUUCAGAAGAGGAACACAAUGGAGGCAAGUCAGAGCUGUCUCAAAUUGUGUCUGAGGAACCAAAACAAGAGAAUGAACUUGAAGUAGCCCCAGAAUCAAACUCAGAGUUAACAACUUCCAUCUCUGAGGCAGAGCACAAUUCAAACCUGAUGGUUAUUACCCCAGAGGGCGAAGAUUUCAUUGCCCAGUAUAACCAAAUCAUUAAAGAACUGGACUGUGGCACCAAAGGCUUAAUAGAACCGAAUUUCCCCACACCUGUUCCCUUGCUUCCUACAAAAGAAGAAAAGGGGAAGGAAGAAAAGCACAAAGAAGUAACAAAGGAAGAAGAAAAGGAGGGAAAGAAGGAACUAGAAGAGGAUGAGGAUGACUUUGACUCUUUUAUAGCAGAAACUCCUACAGCAGAGACUGUGCCUUCCCCAUUUGGGGCAAGAGAUGAGACUGCCUUUACCAGUCAUCAUCAAGUGAGGACUCAGAGCACCCCGUUCACAGGCCCAUUUAUCAGCGUGGUGCUGUCAAAGCUGGAGAACAUGCUGGAGAACUCUUUGCAUGUUAAUUUGCUGCUUAUUGGGAUCAUUACUCAGCUAGCCAGCUACCCCCAGCCGCUCCUGCGCUCUUUUCUGCUCAACACCAACAUGGUCUUCCAGCCAAGUGUACGCUCACUCUAUCAGGUUCUUGCAUCUGUUAAAAACAAAAUUGAACAGUUUGCUUCUGUGGAGAGAGAUUUCCCAGGACUCCUCAUACAAGCCCAGCAGUACCUGCUCUUCCGAGUGGACAUGUCCAAUGUGACCCCUGAGUCGCUAGCUAAAGAUUCCACUCAUGAUGCUUCCUGGACUGCAAGUGGCAAGAACCUUUUGGUGGAAGGUCCUCCAAGGGUGCUUCAGCCCUUCCUGACCAACAGAGCCAAGGUGGCUGGGGUGCCCCCAAACCUUCCCCUGCCAGUGAGGAACACCAUGCUGGCCGCCGCCCUCUUCCCGGAGUUUCUGAAGGAGCUGGCUGCCUUGGCCCAGGAACACUCCAUCCUGUGCUGCAAGAUCCUGGGCGACUUCGAGGACUCUUAUUGUUAGCUUUUUUGUUUGUUUGUUUUUUGAAGAGAGGUUCUUAUUUUACAAGGUUUUAGUGUUUUGACUGACUGUUAAAUGCAAAGCUGCUUAUAAAAAUUUCUACUUUGAUAUUUCCUGACAAUACUUGAUUUGGGGAGGGGGGUGGAUUUUCUUUUAGCUCCUCUCUGAAUACCCAGGUCUUUCCAUCUUAUGUUACAGAGAACAUAAGUCUCAUAAGCUGAUUGCUCCCUUGGCAGGUUUUCUUUGCUCAGCUUUUUUUCCUCACAUUUUUUGGGUGUUUUUCUCCCAUCCUUUUCAGUCACUCAUAUUGCAGCUCAGAUCACACCAAGUGAAUAAUUGGGACUCAGUGAUUUCUGGGAGUGCCCAUGUCAGAAGGCUGGCUCUUCAAGAGCAUGAAAAUGCAUGUCUGCAACUUACGCAAGUCCUGUUGCCUUCUGCAUUUUGGCUUUUGUUUUUUAAAAGGGAAGAAUAAAGAUGUGUAGCCCAGCCCACUCUUGCUUUCAUCAUACAAGCACAUGUUGCAUAUCCCUUUGAAUUUUACUUCUAGGAUUUGGAUUCUGCCCAACAUGUAUUGCCUUAUGGUGCAGGAAAAUCUACUGGUCUCACCUAACUGCCUGGGAAGUCCAUUGUAUCUUGGAGAGAACUUGGAAUGCAGGGAAUUUUUCUUAUUGCUUGAGAGUUUUCUUUAAUCAGUUAUAUCACUACCUAAACACUGAAAACAGCCUUAUUUUAAUGUGAUUUGUGCAAAAUGAAAUAUACCUAUGCAGACAGUUACUUUGGAUUUUAGGACUUUGAUCAGAUAAAGAAAGCAUGGUAUCAUAUACUUAGGUAAGAAGACAACUAUAGUUAUUUAAUUUAAAGUGCUUUAUGAACACAAACAGAUUAACUUGUCUAGCUAUUUUGUGGUAAGGUGUUUUUUUUGGGGGGGGGGAGUACAAUGGGGAGAAAGGAUAAAGGUAAACGAAAUGAAAUCUGUAAAAACACUGGUAAUUGUUUUUAAUUCUUUUUGCUUUUGCUAGUAUGUUGCACUUUGUAGAGAAACAGGUACUGUACAGCCCACUUUGGAGCUGGGAUGCAGAUGCAAACAGGUCACAGGGAGCUCUGCAAAGCCAUACAGAAAUUUUGCCUUCUGAGUAAUGGGGUUCAUUAGAAGGCCCCAACAUGAUGUAUUAGUACAUUUGUGCUGCUUUUCAGUCUGCACCAAGAGGCAUAAUUAUAUUUAGAGCCACAGUUACCACCAAGAGGGGAAACACACAAAAUAAUUGUGGGCUAAAAAUGACCUCACAAGAAACUGAUAUUUAUGGAUUUUAAAUUCCACUCCCUUCUCUUUGGGACCCAGUUCUGUCAGUGAGAAGCAGGUAAUGAGGAUGCACCUCCCUGUUCAGGAGGGAAGUUGGAAGUCCCAGUUCUGUUUCCUGCUGAGACCUGGGACAGCCACAGGUCUGGUGACUGAUGGCAACCUACUCUGGAGCCACAUGGAGUUGUGCCUUAGGAGCACUGGUUUGGUGUCAGUUAGGGUCCUUAGUACAGGAGGAGAGUAGAGGAGAGAAUCACAUCUGAGGCACCGGAGAAGUGAAGCUGGCCUUUCUGUGUUUCGGGGAUGUCGAGGUAGCUUUGUACUGAGAGAGAAAGAGCUAGCCUAUGGAAUAAAGACACCAGGAGAUCUGGCCUGGUCUGGGUGAGCUCUAAGGAGCCAGCCUAGCAGAGUUUCUGAGUCUAGGCAAGAAACCAAAGAUACCAAUUCAUUGUACAUUUCUGACUACAAAUUUGCCUGUUUUGAAAAAUGGUUUGUCCCACCGUGGUGCAGCAGCUCAGAAGUGAGGCCCAGCAGUCUGGCCUACUUUCAGCUCCCCAACACCUGGUUGUAUUUGCACAGCCCACAAGUCUCCACUGGAAAAGAAGGUAGUUUAACGUAGAAAGAGAGGAACAGUUAAGGAUGGAAUUUCAGUUGUAAUUUAUUAUCCUUUACAUUUGUUUUGCACAAGUAUUUAUCUACCUGUUUGUGCUUAACAGGAACAUAAAGUGCUAAAGCCACAGCCGGAAACUGUAUUCUUCAGGGUUUUGGUUUUAUUUACACCUCCCUCUAUUUCCUAGUGCUGGUGUAGAUUCUUCUUGAGUCCAUAUUGCUUCUCCUUUGUGGAAGGUGCCCUUAAGGAAGAGAUUGAGUUUGUGCCUCUUACUAUUAUUUUUAACAGUUGUUGAAGUGGACUUUAAAGGAGGACAGAGAUGAUGGUAUUGGGGGUGAGACGGAAAAUUUAACUUUCCAUGGGAGGAGGUGCUGGUGCUGGUAGCAAACGCAUCUGAUAAUCCUCCCUAACUUCCUAUUUAGAGUUGGAAACUGGUUCAUGUUUCUGAAUCUGUUGCAGCCUCCUCCGGAGUGCUGUGUCCAGUUCUUCAGAAUGGAGGCAGAAAACCAAACUGGAAAUAGGGAACUGGAAAACCCAUAUGGUUGAGUGAAAUAGCCAGGAGUGGUUUAGAUAAGGAGGUUCAGGGAAUGGUAUGGACAUGACAAAGGAAAAACAACAGAGACCUGAGGCUAUUUUUAUAAACAGGAGAAAUGCAAAUCCUGAAGAAUUUGGGGGAGUGAACAGUGAUUUAGGCAGAUAUGAAGACAGACCGUACAAUAGUAGGGGACAAUGGGAACUCUUUGGCGGUGGGAAAAAAAUCAUGGUAAUGGAGUGGAAUAUUCUAGACCUAAAGUAAAUAGGUGAGACCCUUAGCAAUAGUUUUGUUUUGUUUUGUUUUUGUUUCUGUUUUUAAAUAAUGAGUCAGGGGAAAAAUACUUUGAAAGAAUUGGCAAUGCUUGAAAAUGUACUUCAAGAGUGUGGAUGCUUUUCUAGGCGACAGGCUCCCGCUAUUGUUGAGAGAACACAGGGAAGAGGGAAGCAGUGGGCGCAGACCCUUGGGUACAGCCGGUGAAGUGGGCACCACUGACUAGCCUACUUCCUGGUCCUGGGCAGUGAAGGCUAAUCAAGGGUUCCUGGAGCAUCACAACAUUAGUCAGGGUCUGAUUUAAAGGUCUAGACUGAGUGGAUUUUGCUGUUCGAAGUAUAUGAGAACACUGGGAUGCCUAAAAAUGGCUUUUGAAAUGGCCAAGUAAAUAUUUUAAAAAUUUUUAAAAAAGAAGUUUCAGGUUAGGUUCAGCCUAAAACAUAGUUUCAUGGGGUAGAUUACAAUUUCUUGGCCAUGAUAUGGGGAUGCAGGAGCAAUUAAUUGGAGAUGUGAUUUUCUUUAUCAUUAGAUACUUCCUUUUCCUGCUGUUUAGAGGAAUUGUGAAAUUGAUCUCAUUUUGGUUAGUAUGAUUUUGGAAAAUACUUUGACGCGCUGAGGUUGGAGUUGAUGUCUCUGCCAUGUGUAGAAGGGAUGCAUUUGGUUCACUUACAGGUUCUCAAGCGUACCCUUUCCUUAGCAGGUGGUUUUUACCUAGGUCAGAUGUAGCUGUUGAUUUUCAAUUCACAAGGCAUCAUGGGGCUGGGGUGUUGUCAGGAAAAUAUUCUUUUAAGAAUAGAAUCUAGAAAUGGGAUACAUGAGUAUUUGUGUUACCUAUUUAAUUGGGCAGCCAAGGGUGCUCAUGUUGAGUUUUUUUCAAUGUCUAUGAAACAACUUGGCUGCAGUGGUUGUUUGGGUUGAUUUCCUUAUGUUGGAGGUUUGGGUUGUGGAUUUCCUGCCCAUUCUGAAUUUGGAGCAGCAUGUCUAGGUUGCUUUCAUUAGGGAGCCCUGCCCAGCAGGGAUGGGAUGGGUCACUGGUGUGGUGCUAAUGUCUGCAGUUGUUGGUGCCACUGUACAUGUUCAGUUCUCCUUUAAGGACAUUUAUUUAUUGAAAUGGCCAUCACACUUGCCAUUUUUAUGAAAUGUUCUAUAGCAGGAAAGCUAUUACUGCACAUGCUCCUGGCCCUGGCCAGUGUAUUGUAGUGGUUUUCUGUGAACUUCAGCCAACUUUGCAGUAUUCGCUCCUUCUGGGAACAGCAGUCCUCUUGUCACUGAGGCUACAUCUGCUUUAGGUCAUUAAGAUAUUCCCGGACCCCUUCUUGUUUCAGCCGUCAAGUCUAUAAAAUCACACAAUACUAAUUCUCCAUCAAAUAACUGCUUAAAGCAAAACAGUGUCAAACCAGUUGAUACUUCACCAUUAAGUCACAUCAUAGAGGAAACAUUUUAAAAAGAGAAUGGAAUUGAUUUUUUUUUUUUGAAUGACCAUAAUAAACCUAAUGCUUUAGAAAAAAAGCUCUCAGAAGACUAAGAAUUGUUUUCGGGACAGUUUCGCCUCAGUAAAUCCUCUCUGCAUUCAGGCAUUUAUUAGGCCUUACUUUUUUGGGAGGACAGAUUAUCCUGGCAGCUCAUUAACUGGAUAAACAGGAUUUUGGUGAAAGAUUUUCAGUUGAGGUUCUGUGGGGAAUAGAAACAACGGGACAUGAUGGGGGAACCUUCAGUUCUUUGGCCUCUUGGAGUCCUAACCCUGAUUAUGAUUUUUAGUUAGGACUGACCCUUCCUAUCCCAUCGUUUCAAGGUGAAUUUUGUUCCCUUCUUGCAAGAAGUUAACCUAACUCACUGUUACCCAUACAAGUAGCCAGACUACCAAUAGGAUUCUUUCAGUGUGAGUUUGAUAUGCAUUUCAGGCAUCUUUUGGAGUUUAGAUUUACUGUAUCAUUUCAGAACCUGACAGGAUGAUGGGAUCUCUUAGGCCAGAUUAUAAACUUCAUGGAGCUCAGGCUGCAAAAAUUCACGCUGCUUAGCAUGUCAGCUGACUUUUAUUGGGACAAGGCUACAAAAGGCCCACCUGUAGCCAGGCCUCUUUUUGCCUUGCAGAUAUUUUUAAAGAGGAAAUUUGGUAUGACUAAAUACUUAAAUGAUACCUGCUAAGUCAUUUGACCAAGGGAGGCAGAGGGAGAGAGUUUCAAUUGAAUGCUUUCCAUUUUGCAAUCUGUCAGCUCUGUUCACAAAUAAUCCAAUAAUGCAUUUGUCUAAAACCUGCUAAAGAAGCAUGGUAAUAACCACUUCCACAUUGCAUUUGGUAAUCGGUAAGUAACAUAGCAUUUCAGAUAAAUUAGUGGUUUUAAUGUCACUAUGUGGAAUCAUUUAAACAAUGAAGCUAAAUUUAAUAGAGUUGAAAAAUACAAUAAAAUUUUGGGUCAUGGCCAUAAGCAGUAUACUGAAUUAACCUCAUAAGAGCUGUGGAAGGGUACAUACCACUAUGGUGUAUUUUUAAAAUUUCAUGGCCUUUUUCUAGAUUAGCAAUAUCUACCAAAAAAAGUUUGGGGGAGAGGUUGGUGCUCAGCGAAAACAUUCUUACUUUGUUGUAAUCAUGUUUGAAGUUCCUUUUUCUGGGCCACCUAACACCUUGAAACAGACAAGAAGCUCCUUUCUAGACCCAAAUGGCCCAGAACAUAAAGCCUAGUAGUUGGCCCUACCAGUUUCUCAUACAAAGCAGCCACAAGAAGGCCGUCCAUUAAUUUUGUACUCACGCUGUGCUUGGCUGUUUGCUGAGUGCUGGGGCUGACACUCUUCUACCCUUCUCACCAGAACAAACUGGCCAUCCAGCCAGCUCCUCAAGCAACCGCCAUGGUUUGGGCCUGACCUGGUGGACAGCCAGUUUUCUGGCACAUUCACCCCAUAGUCCGAGCCUCAGCAGCACGCACCCAGCCCACAGGUGUGUGGAUUCCAGUGACAGAUGGCAAUGGCUUUACCUGUGGCACCAACUCAUACAUUUUAAUGAAAUUUUCUCCUGAAUAACAAACACAAAACCAGACUGAAUUCACACUCAUUGCAAAGACAUACUUACAAUUAUAUUUCACUGAAGUCCAUAUAUGAGCAGAUUCAUACUCUGUGAAUUUCUUAAGGUGUUACAUAAACAUCUCUUUCGAAUAUCUAGUUAGGUUCCGAGUAAGAUAUCUGAGCUGUGGCUUUGAUUUUUCUCUAGUAGCAGUUACAUCACUAUAAAAGUCUGGUUUUCAGGAUUUCAGAACAUGGCAUUCAAGACAAUAGGCAAUUGUCAGAGCUGGACAAUAACAUUUUUAAGGAUCAAGUAUUUUAAUAAUGGCAUUUUUCUCUGGGGACUGAUUAGUCCCUAAUAUGGUUUACAACUGACAUCUGGCUGUGGCAUUUAAGUAAGCAAUGGAUAUAAAAUGGUCUGGGAAAUCCUCCAGUGCUUUUUGUAAGGUUUGAUUGUCCAAGAGGUCAUCUUUGGUGAAAAUGAACCUUAUUAUUUCUUACAAAAUAAAUGGCCCUUCUGUAUUCCAAUCGCAGACCUCUGCCUGUUUGUAAUUCAGAGACUUGUGGAGGGAGGAAAGAGAAUUGACUCCAUCUUUAUCUGUCUUAAGGAGGUUUACCAAAAAUAACAAGUGUACUUUUUACUUUUAGGCUCAGUAGUUUUCAGGAUUGCAACAGAAUGUGGGGCACAUGGCUUCCCAGGAGAUGUAACAUAUUCUUUUACAAUUCUAAGUCACUAAUUAAAAAAAAAAAUUUAACAUUACUUCCUAAUGCUUGUCUAAAAGAAACCACACAAGUGACUUCCUUUCCCUCCUGGCUUUUUUGGUUGGGUAAGAGGGACACUUCUCUCAUCGCCCUUAGUGAGGGAAGCCAUAGCAGUGGUCCACUAAAUUGGUGCUAGGGCAGAAGGGACACUUUUCUCUAGUUCCUUGAUGCUACUGGGAAGGUUUUUAAUGUUAUUCUGAGAGGGCUGAAGGAUUCAUAGUUUAAAAUCAGGGCUUUCAAAGAGUUUGUUCUCUUGCUUAUGUCAUAGUUUGUUUGGCAUGUGCUUUUAAAGAAACAAAAACCAGUCUUUAAAGUAAGAACUGUGAGUCAGACGUAGCACAAGCAUAAUGAACAAAGGGGUGCCACAGUACACAAGGGGAAAACAGCAUUACUGUCAUGAAAACUGGUGUGACAACAACCCAGCCUUCAUUAUGAGACUUAGCUGCACCAUGAUUGUUGUUACAGGUCAAGAUUUAGAUUUACUAGUUUAUAAUCUUAUUCUUUCUAGGCAAAACAGAUCAAUUUUAAGGUUACAGCUUUUAUUGUUUUCUCUUUUUUGGCUCAAGGAUGGGGGUGGAUUUGGUGGGUUGUCAACUGCACAAUCUUGACGUGUAACUUAAUUUUUUAUGAUAUUUCAGUAUAUAUUUUACCCAUUAAAUUUAUUUGAAAA